AAUUGUAGCCAAAGGCUGGAAUUUAAAGUGUGUAUUAAAAUUGUCAAAUUCAAAAUGAAUUUUCUCGAUGAAGAAUAAUGUUUAUCCACAAAUAUUCCUGUUCUCUGUCUAUCUUCCCUUAUGGCAGAUUUAGAUUUUUCACAGCUUAUGUCACUAAUCAGUACAAUCACACUAUGGGUAAUAUCUAUAUGGUUCAGAAUCAACAGGAAACUGUAAUAUUAUAUUUCUAUUUUAAAUUUACUUACCAAUUACCAAUUAAUUACUUGAACCUUUUGCACUCUCACAUGUGAUAAAGGUGUUUUCUCAAGAAAAACACAGAAUCUGGUGUUGAUAUGUCACUCUAAAAAAGUUUUUAAAUUAGGUAGCUUUUAGAUUAGAACAUCCCUGAAUUGUCUAAAAGAUUAUCUUUUGAUGGCAGUGACGGAAAUGUGACAGGACAGCCUGCCUUUAUUACUACAAGCGUUGUCAACGACAAUCCGUUAGCGAAACUGUUCUGAAUUAGCGAUUAAAUAUUAUUUUAGGACAUUUAGACAUGUGUUAACAUUAAAUUUUGAGUUAUUUCAUAAAAUAACUUCUAUGUCUGGACAUUAUCAUAUUUUGGUUUGAUGAUGGUUCGACGAUGGUAUAAUAAAACUGUGUGUUUAACUUUAUUAUUUUUAGUCAUGCCACGGUUGUUAAAGGUUCAUACUCAAAUAUGACUAUUAGUAUUUAAUUUAAAUAAACCAUAUUCAGGCUAUUUCAAACAAAUGUUUUUCAUGGUAUAAAAUAAGUUAAAAGUAUUGGGUAAAGCAAUGAGUUAUUUUGGGAAAUGGGCUUUAAAUAAAAUAUAUUUUCCUAAUACAAUGUUAGCCUACAUUUAGCUAUAUGAGGGUUAUUUGAACUACAUUAUUAUCAUACUGAGUUGAAUCAUAAUAAUUAUAGAAUUACAGGAUUAGUUAUAGGAGCAAGGUGAAGGUAAGUGUGGAAAAUAGUAUCAAACCCCACAACAGAAAUUCAAAGUAUUGACUGAUACUUUUCAUGAUAAUUUAAAAAAGAAUGUGAAAUCUUUUAAAGGAUUAUCAGUCAUUUCAUACUCUAGUAAUUAUUCUUCCUUAUGAAAUGUAACACUAUUUUGUCAUUCAUUUUGGUGUGAAAUUCAGGUGUUUGAACAUAGGUGUACAAUAUUAAUUACAAAUUUCAAUUUUUUAUUGAGGGAAAGAGAUGUUUACAUAGAGAAGGUAAUGUUGGAGAGAGUGAAAAUCAGCUGAUUUAAUUACGAAGGAAGCAAUGUCCAUACUUUAGUUAAUUAUACACUUCUGGGGUUACAAACCAUGAAUUUUGAUAAAAGUUCAGUUUGUGAAUCUAAAAACAACAUCUAAACUCCAACCGCUUGAUCAAGGAAUAAAAAUAUAUGUCAAAACAGAAGGUAGGUUGUUCUUCAAUUCAUAAACGACUUAGAAUAUGAAACGACCAAACAAAAUUAGUGUGUUAGAUGCUGUGUGGAUGGUUACAAAAGCAUGGAACAAUAUUAACGACAAAACUAUUGUCAAUUGUUUCAAGAAAAGUGGCUUUGAAGUGAAUGAUUGUAACCAAAACCAAAAUUACAAGGAUUCAGGAGUUCAACCACCACAACCAACCAAAUGAGUGAGGGCAGCUUUAAAUGUGGACCUGAAUUUUGAAAAGUUUAUCAACUUUGAUGACAAUGUUGCAACCUGCGGAGAGCUCACUGAUACUGAAAUCGAAUCUUCCAUCGCAGGGGAGCAAGAAGCAGUCGAAGAGGCAGAAGACGAUGACAAUAAAAGUUCCCAUUAGUGAUCAGCUAAAUUUUACACCAGAGGACACAAGUUUUCUUUUAAAAAGUGUGCUUUAUGGACUUGAAUUGACAAUUAUGAAUUGACAGUUAUAGACUUGAAUUAUGAUGUUUUCAAGUCUAUAAUUGUGCUGGAUUGUGAAAUGGAUAUGCUAACACAAGAUAUCAGGUUUGGGCAGUAAGGAGAUAGCCAUAAUGAGAGUUACUAAAUUUUGGAUUCCAGACAACAGCAACCCUGUCUACCAUGUAAUGUACAAAGUUAAAAGUGCUUUUAGUGAGAAAAAAAUCCUUAAACUCCAGGGUGCCAGUUUUCCCAACCUCAAAUGGUAUACAUUAGAACAAGUGCAGCAAAUGUGUGUAUCUGGCCAGCUAAGCAGUCCUGAGCUGAUGGAAUAUGUUGCCCAGACCUUACAACCUCGCAACUUCUAUCCUAUCACCUCUGAUCCUGAGGCCAGCAAGGAAGGUUUUGAUAUGCUCAAUGAGAUCCUGGAAAGUAAUGUCCUCGUAGAUGUGGAAUCAUCCUACUUAACACCACAAGAGCAACUGCUGAAGAUGGCACGAUUUUCUAUUCCCGAACAAAAGCGAAUUUAUAAAGAGUUCUUAGUGCGUACAUUCCCCAACCUGUUAAUGAACAAAGUUCAGUUUCAAAACUUUACAGCAGAACUAGGUUGGAAGAAAUCUGAGUGGCCUGAUCUAUUUUUAUGUGCUGAUGUGACAGCCAGAGGAGGUAUGACCUUCCGUGACCUUCUUCUCUUCCUGGCGGCCACUGAACCUGAUACACCACAUGGAGUUGGUACUGGUGAGAUUCGCUGUCAGUACAUUUUCAGAUACUUUGACAAAAACCGAGACAAUAUCCUGGAUAGAAAUGAACUCCGAAAUCUUAUUUUGGCUAUAUCCUCAACUAAGGGAAGUCAAAAACCACUUGACAUAGAGAAAGUGGUGGAUUCCUAUGCACAAGAACUUGGGCUUGGAUCCAAACCAAGGAUGUCGAUGGGAACUUUUAUAAAAAGAGUUGGAGAGCUAAAGUUCCGAGGCACGUCUUCAUUGUUCAGAUCAUCGACGAGUGUACUAAAACUUGUGCCACCACUAUCAGACAAAUACGGCUCCAUAAGUCAGCAACUGCCGCCCAGUCCUGUUUCACCCCUUCCCAAGAUAGCUUCAGUGUUUCCAGGAAUGUCAUGGAAAGGGGCUUUUCCCAUGUCAUCACCUGUUGAUAAUGAGCACCUGAAGAGCUCAGAUAAAAAGGACUUUGAAAUCGCCACACAUACCAUUCGACUCUCAAAACAUGGCGUGUUAGAAGAUGUGAGACCUGUUGAUAAAGUAACAUAUGGAAAAUCAGUUUCUCUUGGAGGCCAAGAUCACUUUGUAAGACUACCCUCACUACAAUAUUAUGAUGAAAAGUCUCCAGCUAAUGAACUACUUGCAGCCUUGAAGUUUUUCUCAAGUGAAAUUUCGACCAAAGCAAAAAUUACAACUUACAAGCCUGCAUUUAACUGGGGCAAGUAUGACAUUGACCAUCUGAGAACCAACCUGCUCAGUGUUUGUGACAAGUGUAUAUCCAUAAUGGAGAAAGAGCCAAGGAUGUUGCGUUUGACAUCUCCUAUUUAUAUUCUUGGUGAUCUUCAUGGGAAUUACCCAGACUUGAUAACAUUCGAGCAGGUGCUGUGGAAUCUCGGCUUGGUUCUCAACCCCUGCAAUCUUCUGUUCCUCGGUGAUUACGUGGACAGAGGAGCCUAUGGCGUGGAAAUUAUUGCUUAUCUGUUUGCUCAAAAAAUGAAAAAUCCCACGAAGAUGUUUUUGUUGCGAGGAAACCAUGAAAUACGACAGAUACAAAAAGCAUUUACAUUUUAUUUAGAGUGUCAACGCCGGUUUGGUGAGGAACAUCACUUUGAUGUGUGGAAUACAAUUAACAGAGUGUUUGAUGUUAUGCCUGUAGCUGCUGUCAUUGAAAACCAGUUGUUCUGCUGCCAUGGCGGUAUCCCAUCACCUUGGCUGUGCAGCCGUAUUGAAGUGAUUGACACCAUUCCUUGUCCACUCGCAGCUCCAGAUGAAGAAAGUAUAUUGGCUUGGGAGUUAAUGUGGAAUGAUCCAGUCAAGAGCGACCAAGUGACUGCAGCACUUGCCAAGGAGAUGGAAGCUAAUGAAGGUUUUGCAGUUAACUUGGUUAGAAAGACUGGCAGAGUAUUCAGUCUAGAUGCCUUGGAUACAUUCUUGAAACGGAAUGGGUUGUCUCAUGUAAUUCGAGCACAUGAGGUCAAAACUGCAGGCUUUCAGAUCCAGCAAGGCGGCAGGUUGCUGACUGUAUUUUCUUCCUCAGGCUACUGCGGUGGACCAAACGAGGCUGCCUGUAUCUUUGUCUCUCAAGAUAAAAUAAGGGUACUCAGAAUUAGCUCGAACUGACUUCUUAUUGUAGAAUAUUUUUACUUGUAACCUUAAUAAUUGUAAAUACAGUUAUUUGUUUGAUAUUGGUA
Messenger RNA from Homalodisca vitripennis (glassy-winged sharpshooter), 4260 nucleotides. RefSeq lists its product as uncharacterized. Lineage: Eukaryota; Metazoa; Arthropoda; Insecta; Hemiptera; Cicadellidae. The transcript is spliced from 17 exons. The coding region runs from base 1985 to 4189 and encodes 734 amino acids. The record is from RefSeq and is a predicted model, not a curated record. Gene Ontology annotation, molecular function: calcium ion binding; protein serine/threonine phosphatase activity. Gene Ontology annotation, cellular component: nucleus; cytoplasm.